CGGUCACACGAGGGCCCCCAAAUUGCCAUGCGGCCUGCGUUACUUAGUCCGAACUAUGAUGACCCGGCUCGAAGUACAUUGGAAUUUGUUGAUGACAGUGUUUACUAUGACGCUAUGUGCUUGUCCUUCAUCUGUUAUGUUUCACGGCUGGCCGUCUCAGCUGAUUCAGAUCCAACCACCGACUAUUGCCUGAUGUUUGUACGUUGUAGCGAAAUUCCGGUCGGAGAGUAAAUCUUGGAGAUCGUCAUCAGCGCUCAGACUGCGAGAGGGAAAGGCCGCUGUCACAAAGUUCGUGCUUGGAGUCCUAUCGGACCAGGGCGAGAUCUGUGAUAUUGUACAGAGGCCAGACCAUCCAAUCAUCACCCAUCUUCUGCACACAAAUAGUAGUUGCAUGACAGAGCUGACUUUCUACCCGUGACGAAUGGGGAUCAAGAAGGCUGCCGUGUUGCUUGUUUUGUGCGGCGGCCUGUCUAGCGCGCAAAUAGUAUUUCACCGAAAGAAUCGCGAUGAUUUGACGAUUCUUUACCAAACAGGCCUUCCCUUUUCUGACAGCUUAUUCGGCCGGGUUCUCCGCUCGAGUCAUGGAGACUGCUGCCGGCUCAGGUGGAGGUCUCUACCGAGGGCUUUGACACCCAUACCACAGUACACCGGAGAAGCUAACCCAUUACCUUAUGCUCGGGUCGCGUUAGCAGGAAUCUAGUUCCUGGGUAGGUUUCGCUUCACUUG
This is a messenger RNA of Truncatella angustata, 726 nucleotides long. RefSeq lists its product as uncharacterized. The record is from RefSeq and is a predicted model, not a curated record. NCBI's taxonomy places the organism in Eukaryota, Fungi, Ascomycota, Sordariomycetes, Amphisphaeriales, Sporocadaceae. The transcript has a single exon. The coding region runs from base 422 to 700 and encodes 92 amino acids.